UCAGUCAUGUUUCAUGCUUUAUUGUGUGUUCGCUUCUCCAAACUUUCCCUUUUUUUUGUUCUUUUCCAUUUACUCCCCACUAUGGGUCUCAUUCCAUUCGUCUAGUGUUCGUAUGAUGCUGCUAAGGUCUGUUCGCGUUUGCCGUUUGGUUCGUCGUUCGCCGUUCACCAUUCGUCGUUCGCCAUUCGUCGUUCAUCGUUCGCCAUUCGUCGUUCGCAUUCAUGUUCUGUCAUUAUCUUCUCCAUUCUCCUUUCCUUCAUCAUUUGCGUUCGCUCCUCCAUUGGAGUUGAUCUCCUCUGUUCACGUUCGUGUUUCGCACCUCCAUUGCUGUCACGUUCAGUCUGAAGAAAAAGAUGCAUCUGUUCGGGCAUCUGCUCUCAGCUAUUUGUUGUAUUUUGUUUGUGAUAGAGGAAAGAUCUGGAGAAACCGUUUAGUAGGGCUUGAUAUAAAGGUUCUGAAGGCACUUGUAAGAAUCAGUAGGGAGAACUCUUGGGCAGAAUUAGUUCACUGAAAGCUUAUUUCCAUGUUGACCAAUAUGUUUUAUGAAGUUUCUGAAGUUGCUGCAUCUGUACACGGUAAACCAACGUUUUUUGUGGAUCAACUUGAUCCUAUCGGUGGAGUUCAAUUUAUUUUUAUUAAGGUGUGUUUAUAUCUUUUUUCCAGUUGAGUUUAUUAUUACUGAUACUUUUCCCCCUUUUUACCAACAAUACUAUUUUGUAUCAUUAUUGUA
This is a messenger RNA of Vigna unguiculata (cowpea), 730 nucleotides long. RefSeq lists its product as uncharacterized. The record is from RefSeq and is a predicted model, not a curated record. NCBI's taxonomy places the organism in Eukaryota, Viridiplantae, Streptophyta, Magnoliopsida, Fabales, Fabaceae.